This is a messenger RNA of Emericellopsis cladophorae, 567 nucleotides long. RefSeq names its product Thioredoxin-like protein. The transcript is spliced from 2 exons. NCBI's taxonomy places the organism in Eukaryota, Fungi, Ascomycota, Sordariomycetes, Hypocreales, Bionectriaceae. The record is from RefSeq and is a predicted model, not a curated record. The coding region runs from base 1 to 567 and encodes 188 amino acids.
AUGCACUUUUCUCCUCCCGCGUCUUCAUUGAGGAGGUCCGCAUGCAUUGCGCCCCAGUUGCGCACGUCUGCAGCCCAUUUCUCAACAUCCACCACCCGCCAGACUCGCAACCAAGUAUUCGACCGUGUCCGUGACCCAGCUUCGCUCAGCACCUAUCUCUCUCUCUCGGCCAAGUCCUCCACACCUCUUCUCACUCUCUUCACGGCGGGUUAUUGCCCGACGUGCCGCCAUGUCCUCCCCCUGGUGAAACAGCUCGUCUCCUCGGGUGUCGGUGACGAUGCAACCACCAAUGGCGUCAACUUUGCCGAGGUCGAGUUUGAUGCGCCGGACAACAUGGAGCUGGGGCAGCGCUACAUGAUCACCAGCCUGCCGACGCUUCUGGGCUUUGAUGGACGACGGGAAGAGGUGGUGGCGCGGCUGGUGGAUGGACGCAAGCUGGCGGACAAGCAGUUCCUGGAAGAGUGGAUCUGGGAGCAGGCCAAAAGAGGAGGCGGAGGUGGUGGUGGAGGGAGCAGUGGUGAGCAGGGUUUGUUCGGGGGGCUGUUUGGGAGCUGGAAGUCGCAAUGA